Coregonus clupeaformis (lake whitefish) is the source of this 2111-nucleotide messenger RNA. RefSeq names its product hydroxyacyl-CoA dehydrogenase trifunctional multienzyme complex subunit beta (gene hadhb). Gene Ontology annotation, molecular function: acyltransferase activity, transferring groups other than amino-acyl groups. Gene Ontology annotation, biological process: fatty acid beta-oxidation. Bases 110 to 1534 code for a protein of 474 amino acids. The record is from RefSeq and is a predicted model, not a curated record. Lineage: Eukaryota; Metazoa; Chordata; Actinopteri; Salmoniformes; Salmonidae. The transcript has 16 exons.
GGGUUUGUAAUCAGCAGCUGAUUCAGACAGAGCGACAGACCGACAGGGUGACAGACCGACAGACCGACAGACCAGCUGUGCCGGGAGAUAGAUUGAAGUUACAGAUAAAAUGGCGUCCAUGUUGAUGAACUCUCUACGGCGCUGUCCCCCAGUCAACCCUGCUUGGGCCGUACAUUAUGCGACCCGCUCCGUCAGUACAUCAGUCCAGCACCAUGCCCAGGUCCAGACAAAGAGUAAAAACACAUUGGCUAAACCUGGAGUGAAAAACAUCGUUCUGGUGGAGGGAGUCAGAACACCAUUCCUCCUCUCAGGAACCACAUAUGCUGAUCUGAUGCCCCAUGACCUUGCCAGAGCAGCGCUACAGGGUCUGCUGCAUAAAACCAGUCUUCCUAAGGACGCUGUGGAUUACAUCAUCUAUGGAACCGUCAUUCAGGAGGUCAAGACCAGCAACGUGGCCCGAGAGGCGUCGUUGGGAGCAGGCUUCUCUGACAAGAUCCCGUCUCACACCGUCACCAUGGCCUGCAUUUCCUCCAACGUCGCUAUGACAACAGGAGUGGGGCUGAUCGCAGCAGGCCAGUGUGAUGCCAUAGUAGCUGGAGGGGUGGAGUUUAUGUCGGACGUCCCUAUUCGCCACAGCAGGAAGAUGAGGAAGACCAUGUUGGCUCUGAACAGAGCGAAGACCCUCGGACAACGCCUUAGCCUUAUAAGCUCUAUCAGGAUGGCUCAUCUCACACCUGAGCUGCCUGCGGUAGCAGAGUUUUCCACGGCAGAGACGAUGGGUCAUAGUGCGGACCGUCUGGCGGCGGCGUUCGGAGUGACUCGGCAGGAGCAGGAUGAAUUCGCUCUGCGAUCUCACACUUUAGCCAAACAGGCUCAGGAUGCAGGACUCCUCAGCGACGUCAUCAGCUUCAAGGUGCCAGGGCGUGACAUGGUCGCCAAGGACAACGGGAUCCGUCCAUCCUCCAUGGAACAGCUGGCCAAACUGAAACCUGCCUUCAUCAAACCCCAUGGCACUGUUACUGCUGCAAACUCCUCCUUCCUGACGGACGGUGCAUCAGCCGUCCUCAUCAUGUCAGAAGAGAAAGCCCUGGCCAUGGGAUACAAGCCCAAAGCCUACCUCAGAGACUUUGUGUACGUGUCUCAGGACCCCAAAGACCAGUUGCUGCUGGGGCCAGCAUAUGGAACUCCUAAAGUUCUGGCACGUGCAGGGUUAACUAUGGAUGACAUCGAUGUCUUCGAGUUCCACGAGGCCUUUGCCGGCCAGAUAAUGGCUAACCUGAAAGCGUUGGAUUCAGACUGGUUUGCUCAGACCUACAUGGGACGGAAGGCUAAGGUGGGGGCCCCUGCCAUGGAGAAGUUUAACCUGUGGGGGGGCAGUCUGUCUCUUGGUCAUCCGUUCGGAGCCACCGGCUGCCGCCUGGUAACCACGGUAGCACACCGCCUGCAGAAGGAGGGGGGCCAGUAUGGUCUGGUGGCUGCAUGCGCUGCGGGUGGACAGGGCCAUGCGAUGGUGAUCGAAGCAUACCCUCAGUAGAACAGAGGAUUCUGGGAGGACUGAGAUGAUGAUGAUGAUGAUGCAGUCUGUGUUAAACACAGGAGAAGACUACACACACACACACACACACACACACACAACCGGAGAGAACCCACCAAUUAGAGACACACAGAGGAAAAACACCCACAUUAUCAGACUGUACAUACUAACACCACUUUGCCUUGUUGGGUUAGGGCAUGUGUUUGUGUGGAGGAGAGUGGGUGUGUAAAUUAUAUCAGAGUUUUGAAGGUUGCCUUGAUGUUAGGGUGCAGCGCUGCAGUACCAUAUUCACACAGCCAGUAAUGUAACAUAGUGGGGGUAUUUCAAUAGUCUGUGGCCUCCUCUCAUUUCCUCUCAUGAAAGGAAAUACUUAGUAGGUAGUUGUCCACCGUGAUGCCAUCAGCUGUGUUCGUAUCAGUGCAGAUGGAGGAGAAGAAGCCAUUUUAGACUAUUGAGAUGCACCUUGAUCCGAUCAUUCAGAUCAAUAUGAUGCUGAUGUUUAUACUCUCUUUUUGUUUUCUUACAAAUUAAUGUCUUAUUAUUACAAUGACUGAUUUAAUAAAAAACUAAAGAACUA